This is a messenger RNA of Parnassius apollo (apollo), 971 nucleotides long. NCBI's taxonomy places the organism in Eukaryota, Metazoa, Arthropoda, Insecta, Lepidoptera, Papilionidae. The record is from the annotation of a GenBank genome assembly.
AGGUCACCACAGUAGAAGGUAUCCUGGCUCGAGCUAUAUCGGGGCUGAUGCAGGACCAGGAAAAUAGGAAAGCAGAGCACCCUGAGGCCGCCGCAAAGAUUGAAGCUUUUGUGGGACGCCUGCAAGCGCUUAAAACUCUAGACACACCAUGGACAUUAAUACUUGAAGAUAUUAGUGGUAACUGCUACAUCGAGAAUCCAGAAGCACCGAGCAAGGAUCCGCGCUGCGAACGGACCGACUUCAAAAGGACUAAAGAACAGAAUCAUGUUCUUGGCAUAUUUACAUCGGAUGAGGUUAAUGAAGCGACCAACGGUGAAGCGGGUCAAACCACCCCGGAGAUCGGCUCGUACGACAGGAUGGUCACGGACGAGGUGCUGCAGUUCAAAACUAACUGUCCAGACUGCAACGCCCCCGCUGAUACCAACAUGAAGUUGACCAAGAUCCCACAUUUCAAAGAGGUGGUGAUCAUGGCGACAGUGUGCGAUGCUUGCGGCCACCGGACUAACGAGGUGAAGUCAGGUAGCGGGAUAGAAGACAAAGGAGUGAAGUACGAAGUAAGGAUAGCCAGCAAAGACGCCUUCUCCAGGGAUAUCCUGAAGUCGGAAACGUGCAGCAUGCAUAUCCCGGAGCUGGAUAUGGAUGUGGGGGGUCGAGCUUUAGGGGGUCGGUUCACAACCACCGAGGGCUUGCUGCAGGCCGCUGCACAUCAGCUGAAGAAUGGUGUCAUAGGGGAUGCGCCAGCCAUAGCACAGGAGAAGUUGGAGGGAUUCCUGCAGAAGCUGGACGAGGUGUUGGAAGGCAAGAGGUCGGUGACCUUGAUCUUGGACGACCCAGCUGGAAACUCCUAUGUGCAGAGUCUGUCCGAUGACCCGAGCCAACCUGAUGAUGGUCUAAAGGUACACCGCUACGAGAGAACAUAUGAACAAAACGAUGAGUUAGGACUCAACGACAUGAAGACUGAAGGCUAUUGA